CCGAGGCAGCCCGGACGUCUCCUCCAGACACACAUGCAGCAGCUCAUACACUAACCCGAUUGCUUGUGCAACCUCUCACUACUCUACCACACACAAACCCGUUCAACUACUACAGUAUGGACCCGCGGCAGCAGUGCGCACACCAUUCACUCUGCAUCACCUGUAGGACAGAGCGCACGGGAAACUUAACGAUCAGAGGCGUGUCACCCCUCGGUCGAUUCCUGAUUCUGGCUUUGUCUUUGAGCUUGUGCAUCGCCGAGGUGUCGAUGCAGCCGGCCACAGAGACGCUGUGCGGCGGAGAGUUGGUGGACACUCUGCAGUUCGUCUGCGGGGAGAGGGGUUUCUACUUCAGCCGUCCCCACCCGCGGGGUGGCAGGCGCUUCCAGGGGGGGAUCGUGGAGGAGUGCUGUUUCAGGAGCUGCGCCCUGGAGCUGCUUGAGCAGUACUGUGCCAAGCCCACCGUCACCGAGAGGGACCUCAGUCGACACAUCAUGCCCGCAGCUCACACGGAAACGAUCAAUCGGGCGUACCCCGUGCGCCUCUCCCUGUGGCCAAGGCAGUCGAUCCAGAGGCUGCGGCGUGGCGUACCCGCCGCCAAGUCCCGGGCGCUCCGGCGCGCCCUACUGGCGGAAGGCUACCGUGCCUCAGAAGAUGGCGCCCUGCACCGACCUCUUGGUGGCGUUGGCGUUGGCGUUGGCGUUGGCGUUGGCGUUGGCGGUGGCGGCAGUCUCCUGGAAGGCAGGUCUCUGAAGGAUGGCCACCAGUCCAUCAGACCAGUGCCCCUGCUCCACAGGAGGUCUCCACACAGCCACCAAGAAGAAGACGAAGAAGAAGCCGCCAUCAUGGCGCUGCUGGGUUACCGGCCCAGUAGGCUUCACGGCCGCAAGGAUGCGAGGCGUCGGAGGCCCCUUACAGAACUGUUUCAGACGCACACCGCCCGCAAAUGAAGAGAGAGAGCGACUGAUACCGCAGACACACACACACACAAAAACUCUUGCCAGGAGUGAACUGAGUGAUAGUCACCCGUAAUAAAAAACUUCCUGCUACGUCUGAGGCACACUGACAAAAAAGACACACACAUGAACACAUACAUGAACAGACAAACACACACACUCACUCGUAUGUCACACCAUACAUGCUAACACAUGCUAUAUAUCUCCCUUUCAUUGUCUGUUAGACUCCCAAACAGACGUGUGUGUGUGUGAGCUUGACAAACACACACACACAGACACCCACAUGAACACACACACACACACACACACACACACACACACACACACACACACACACACACACACACACACACACACACAGAUUUGUUUUCCGACUCAAACGAAGUUUGUUUCCUAUGUGUCGUCGAGGUGAGGAAAAAAAAAAGAAAGAAAAGAAACCGUCGACACUUUGGAGCUCUCCGUGACCCCCCCCCCCAAAGGGAUUGGAUGAUGUGGAAAAAUGAGAAUGUGUUUUUUUUUUUUUUUGGUUUGUGCGUCUGCACCUUUUUUUAGAUCAACUUAAGAGUCAGCCAAAGGUGACGGACCACUGGUGACCCAAACGAGCACACCCCAGGGCACGAGUCAGUCUGAUCACUUUGUGGUGCUAUCGUCGGAGGACAUGGACACGAAAGAGCCGAGGAGGGAAGAAAUAGGGAACGCCAUUGACGACAUUGCGUUCCGUCAUAACUCUUGACUGACUUUACUGUGGCUUUCCGUUUUAAGGAAAGCUGGACUUUUUAAAAGGAAAAAAAGACAUAUAUAGUGAGAAAAAAAGCUUGAUUUGUGGCUGAGCAAAGAUGGGAGGUCAGUGUUUUUUAUGUCUCCAAGAGGGGUGAGCAAAAAAGGGAACCAAAGAAGUGUAUACUGAGUCAACAAAUUAACAAACGUCACAACUUGCAAAAGACUGAAAAUACUAGCCAUAAAGGUCCAAUGAGCAUAGAAAACCACACUUACACUGGUCUCAACAUCCGCAAAACUCACGUAGAAAACUGUCACAGAUGUGUCUGUUAUUGUUUUCCUCUCUGUCAGCUUUUCCAGAUACUUGCUACUCUAAAGAUGUACAUGUGGAAGUGCUUAAAAACUUAAGGAGGGGAAAAGCAAUAAUGCUAUCAGCCAUUCUAUUCAUCGAGAAUACACAAACGCCAGUCUGAGAAGAAAUACUUGAAUCCGUUUCAUUGUCCUACAAAAUGCAGAAAACAUAUGGGAUGAUUAUAGAUGUAUUAAAUGUUCUCUACAAAAGGCGGAAUCCCAUUUCUAAAAGUAUUAAGGAUUAAAGCAAGGCAUUUGAACUUUUGCAUAUUUUUGAAAGCCAUGGUACCAGUGUAACCAAGUGUAAAGGCAUUUCAAUGUCAAUUGAAUUGCGUGAAGUGAAUCUCAGUUUUCCAUCUGUGUUCAAAUGAUCUGUUUUUUAUGGAAUGUCUGUUUAGGAUGAGUUGUGCUCCUUGGAAUGUUUUGAAGUAUUACCUGCCCUUGAGAAUCUGCAGUCUUUGGAACGCUGCUUUAGAAUGCAUUUUUAUCAUUUGAAGACACUCACAAGGGGGAGCAGAUUUUUAGUUUUUUCCGUACUUCCCUCUCUCUGGAAUGAGCCCCUCUGAUGAUUCUCUCUUUGCUCAGACACAGGGAAAAAAGCACUGUACAAAGGCAUUAUUUAUUUUCUUAAUGAAAAAAAUAAUAAAUAGAAUUAUUAUUGAAUAUGGUCCAAAUGACAUGUAUGUAUUCAGCAAAAGAUGCACAGCUGUUGACAAGCCUUUUUUUGUAUGUGUUUCUUUUUAUCUUGUACUGCUUCAUUGAUGUGUAGAUGCUUUGUACCAAAAAACAAACAAAGAAACAAAAAAGAAAGAAGAAAAGAAAAGAAGAGAAAAACAAAAGACAAAAAAAAAACUAAAGCCGUCCUUCUGUUCCUCUGGUUUUCCCACUGAGUAAAGUCCAAGUGCUCUUCUUAA
Engraulis encrasicolus (European anchovy) is the source of this 2935-nucleotide messenger RNA. RefSeq names its product insulin-like growth factor II. Gene Ontology annotation, cellular component: extracellular region. The record is from RefSeq and is a predicted model, not a curated record. The transcript is spliced from 4 exons. Lineage: Eukaryota; Metazoa; Chordata; Actinopteri; Clupeiformes; Engraulidae. Gene Ontology annotation, biological process: positive regulation of transcription by RNA polymerase II; positive regulation of peptidyl-tyrosine phosphorylation; positive regulation of insulin receptor signaling pathway. Bases 117 to 947 code for a protein of 276 amino acids. Gene Ontology annotation, molecular function: insulin-like growth factor receptor binding; protein serine/threonine kinase activator activity; hormone activity.